AUGGAGAACUAUAUCUCCGUGAACGGCGUUCCCCUUGUGUCCAACAAGAAGCUGAUGAACGCACUGUUGCGUGACGACCUGGGUUGGGACGGCAUGAUGGUGACGGACUACGCGGAGAUCGACCAGCUCGCGGAUUUCCACCGCGUCGCUCGUACAUACGAUGAAGCCACCCGUAUUUCGCUCACGCGCGCAUCGGUGGAUAUGAGUAUGAUUGCCACAGACGACAGCUUCAUGAACGGCACGAAGGCCCUUCUGGAGCAGAGCCCGCAGUAUCUGGCACGCGUGAAGGCGUCGGCUCGCCCUGAUAACCCGGUUCCGGGUGAGGCCAACGUGGACCUGAUCGGCAGUGAGAAUGACACGGCUACGGCGCUGAGCUUGCUCAACAACGACAGCGUACUGCCUCUUGCUGAGGACGCUUCAGUGUUCCUCACUGGCCACGCUGCCGAUGAUAUAGGCCUACAGUGUGGUGGCUGGACCAUCGAGUGGCAGGGCUAUGCUGGACAUAACGAGCUGUACCCGCUGGGCUCCACUGUCAAGGAGAAUAUUGAGUCGAUCACUGGCAACAGCAGUAGCGUCUCGUACUUCAACGGAUUGAACUACACUGGUGAAUACUCGGAAGCUGACCUUGCAACCGAUGCCAGCAAGGCUGAAUUUACCGUCGCUGUUAUUGGUGAGGGUCCGUACGCCGAGAAGCCCGGUGACAUUGACGAUCUGGCCCUGCCUGCCGGUCAGAUCGAGUACGUGAAGCAGCUUGCUUCCACCGGAACCAAGGUUAUUGCGGUACUGUUCGAGGGUCGUCCGCGUCUGCUUGGUGACCUGACCGACAGCGCGGCCUCCUCGCCUGUGAAAUGGGCGGCCGGGCUGUUGCUGAAAUCUUGUAUGGAUGGUAAAGUGAACCCCAGUGGCCGCUUGCCGAUCACGUACUGA
Phytophthora nicotianae INRA-310 is the source of this 927-nucleotide messenger RNA. RefSeq lists its product as hypothetical. Gene Ontology annotation, molecular function: beta-glucosidase activity. The record is from RefSeq and is a predicted model, not a curated record. Gene Ontology annotation, biological process: glucan catabolic process. The coding region runs from base 1 to 927 and encodes 308 amino acids. The transcript is spliced from 3 exons. Lineage: Eukaryota; Oomycota; Peronosporomycetes; Peronosporales; Peronosporaceae.